Molecule: messenger RNA, 4800 nt
Organism: Monosiga brevicollis MX1
Lineage: Eukaryota; Choanoflagellata; Craspedida; Salpingoecidae
Exons: 20
Coding region: 1-4800 (1599 amino acids)
Biological process (GO): negative regulation of transcription by RNA polymerase II
Cellular component (GO): chromatin
Molecular function (GO): transcription corepressor activity
Source: RefSeq, a predicted model, not a curated record
AUGCACCUUUCUGUUCUGGUGUCCCUUGGCUUGCCAUGUGCCCGACUGAUGUUUUGCACACGCGAGGGCAGAAUGGAUGCUCGGGCCAUGCCACCACCAUCGUUGUCGUUGUUCACCUUUCACAGCAAUAUCCCCCAUCAGUGUCUAGUGUUUGUUAUUUCUCGGACAUCAGCUUCGAGUGUCACCCAAGCGAACGCAGGUUCCACCAAGUCACCCGAGCAUCACACCAAGCCUGCAUCGGCGCGAACCCCAAAUGAGGCAGCAGAGCCACCGGCCAAAAAGGGCCCGGGCGCCGGGGUUUCUCCCAAUCCCCAGCCGAGUCAGGCAGCUUCUGCUGACUCCAGCCAGAGUACGCGUGAGCAUGCCCGGCCGGUGCCGACUGGAGGCGAGAAGAGCUCUUCCGUGUCUCAAAGCCCAGUGCUUUCCAAGCCCCAGCCCCCUUCGCUGACCGCAUCUUCGGAAAAGUCAGAGCUGCAGCAGGGUGCUGCUACACGGCCCAGCGAGAGCACCGCAUCGGAGAAACCAGCUUCGCCAUUGCGCCAGACACUUUCGCCCAACAAGCGUCCUACUUCUCCAAAGGACAGCACGGAACGACCUAUGACCUCUUCAACCUCAAGCGCUGCUAUUACGACCAAGCCCGAGCCAGCAUCAAUGUCAGCGAGCACACCCACUGCUGCCGCAGGAAAGCAGUCCGGCUCUCCUCCCAGGUCAGGUGCAGAUGUCCAAGGCAGUCCCAGCACCACCACCGCUGCUGCAGCAACGUCGGCCACCACCAAAGAUUCGGCCGUGUCGUCAGUCAACUCCACCAGCAAGACCCAAGAGUCAGGCACCAAAAUUGCCGACACCGCUCCCCCUGCCAGUGCCAAGCCUGAGCAUGCCGAUGCCGAACCUGUUGUCUCUGGUUAUGCAUUGGGGGCCAUUCGUGACGGUCCUCAAGGCCUCAAUGAACAGCCCGACCCAUCCAAGAGCGAAGUUCAAAUUGCCGGUGACUCGGGGUCAACUACUGCGACAAGUGUUGCCACCAGUUCUUCUGCCGCCGGGUCAACUAAACCGCAGAACAAGUCCGUCAGCAAGACAAUGCCCGUGCCCGCACUAACACCAGAUGAUAAGGCCACGGAUGCAAAGGGUCAGGCGUCACCUCCCGCUGCCGGGUUCAAGUCCACUGGUGCGGAUGCACUGGCCAGCAAGACCGCCAGAACGUCGUCACCCUCGGCUUCUGACAAUGCCAACGACAAGCCCAAGUCAUUGCUGCCUGAGACGACUCUUGCUAGUCUGAGCGAGUCUCCAUCCGUCAAUGGCAAGCCACCAAGCUCUGCCAAUGCUUCCCGCCAUGGCGGAGAGGGUUCCAGUGGCUUGAACAAGGGGCCAAAGAAAACCACUCCCCGAAAUGAUGCGCCCAUGCGGUCCAAUCCCGAUGCCACCUCUGACGAUAAAUUGCCGAAACCAAAGGCCAAGCCCAGUGCAGCGGUUCCAUCUGCGGACCGGGUCUCAAAGGCCAACAACAACGAUGGCCCGGCCCGUGCCAACGCCACGUCCCGUGGCCCUCGCACCAACUCAGGCCGUGCAAGUGGUAGCUCACGGCCUUCGUCCAAGACUGCCGGAAACACCGGGCGUGGUGCUGAUGCGACACCACGCAACGCCCGCGGCUCCGACAACAAGGCGGAGGUCGCUCCAGACACCAAGGCUAAUACUGCACGGCCACAGGCCGGAUGGUCGGCCAAACCUGAAAGUGCUGCCACUGCGAAUCAGCGCUUGAAGGUGGAAGACGCCUUGUCUUAUUUGGACAAGGUCAAGGCUCAGUUUGGUAGCAAGCCUCAAGUGUACAAUCAGUUCUUGGAUAUCAUGAAGGAUUUCAAGAGCCAGCAAAUUGACACGCCCGGCGUCAUUAAAAAAGUAUCGGAGCUGUUUGAGGGAAACCCCGACCUCAUUGUGGGCUUUAACACUUUCUUACCGCCAGGCUACAAGAUCGAGGUGCCGGAUCGUGAAAAGCCGCAGCAAAUCCUCGUCAGCCAGCCGGGCCUGCCCUCAGUGCUACACACCACUGCGGGCGGGCGCGGCCUGACCGCUGUCAAGCCUGAGAUUGAGCCCACCCCCACGGAACGAGCUGUCGCUGCGACACCGGCUGCCGCAGCAAACAUGGCGGCCACCGAGGCGGACGGCCAACCUCGGAAGCAGCUCGAAUUUUCUCACGCUAUCCAAUAUGUGAAUAAAAUCAAGAAUCGCUUUGCUACGCAAUUGGGCGUGUACAAAAACUUUUUGGAGAUUCUGCACACGUAUCAAAAAGAGCAAAAGUCGAUCAACGAGGUUUACUCCCAAGUGGCCGACCUCUUUGCAAAUCAUAAGGACCUCCUGGACGAAUUCUCUCAGUUUUUGCCCGAAGCCGUCCCUGCGGCUCAGGCCCAUGCUGAACGUCAGCGCCGCCAGCAGCGCGAGGCUCGCCGGAGCCGGAGCCGGCGUGCCAGCGAUGGCGAAAGCCGGGCCAAGCGCGCCAAACCAUUGCCUGAACAGCUUUCUGAGCAUGGCCUGAGUACCGAGGAGCUUGCUUACUUUGAUCGCAUCAAAAAGGUGUUGCGCCCAGCUUCAGUGUAUGACAGCUUUCUCAAGUGCCUCAACAUGUUUUCGCACGAGAUCAUUUCGGCACAAGAUCUCAUCAACCUGGUGGAGGAGUUUUUGUCCAAGCACCACGACCUCUUUGAUUGGUUCAAGCGCUUUGUGGGCUACAGCAAUGCCAGCGACGAAGGGGCCGCAAUGAUCGAGCUGGAUCUGGCGAAGUGUGAUCGGCUGGAUCAGAGCUAUCGCCUACUUCCCACUACACACCAGAAGCUACGUUGCUCUGGUCGGCGGCACUUGGAGCCCAACAUCGCCAAGGUGCUCAAUGACAAAUACGUGUCCUUUCCAGUUUGGACCAGCGAGGACUCUUCCUUUGUAGCCAGCAAGAAAAAUGCCCACGAAGAAGCCCUCUUCCGCUGUGAGGAUGAACGCUUUGAGCUGGAUUUGAUUUUGGAGUGCAACCUUGCCACAAUCCGUGUGCUGGAAAUGGUCAUGCAUGAGUUGCAAUUGCGCCCCGAGGAUCAGCGCCGAACCUACUCGUUCAACAUCAAGAACCUUGGUGGACGCUCAGAGAGCAUUCACCGCAAAGCCGUGUCCCGCAUUUAUGGCCCGCGAACAGACGACGUCUUGCAGGCUCUUCGCCGCGACCCCUAUGCACACAUCCCCAUCGUGCUGCAGCGCCUGAAGCAGAAGCAGCAAGAAUGGCGCAAGGUGCAGCGUGCGUGGAACGAGUCGUGGCGUGAUGUGAUUGAGAAGAACUACCUCAAAUCGCUUGACAAUAAGUCUUCCACCUUCAAGCGCAAUGAUACCAGCGCCAUCAAGGCCAAGAUCAUCCGCGCCAACUUCAAGGACAAGCGUGAACAAGCGCGCAAGGCUCUCAAGGAACUCCGCAGUGGCGCAGACGUCGAUCGGUCGCUGUACCUGCCCCGCGAGCUUCUGGACUUUUCUGAGGAUGUGCGCAAGUAUGUCAACCAAAUUGUGUUGGCUGCCUACAACAAGGUGUCAAAGAGCGGCGAACAGACCCGUGAUAACAUUGCGGCCCUCUUGGACGAUUUUGUGGCGUCAUAUAUCAGCGGCGAGUUCUCCGUGCCCUCGAAGCAAAACCGGGGCGAAGGCGCGUCGUCUGGCGAGCCCCGCAAGGGCGUCGAAUCAAUCAUGACGAAGGUCAAGUUUCGAGGUAGCACGCCUGCAAAUGUCUUCUACUGCAGCAGUCGGUGGGCCGUGUUCUGGAUGCAGUAUAACAUGCUGUGGACGCGCGUGGCUAACAUUGUCAAGAUUUGCCGCGAGUGCGAGCAGGCUUUGCGUGAUGAUCCAGAGGGGAAGCGGGCGCACGAGCGCCCUACUGCCGUCUUCUUGGCACUGACCCUGCCCUCCGAGUAUGAUCGCUCAGCACUACUGGACGUCUUUUUGGAGCUGACGACCAAUGUGGUGGAGGGCAACAGCGACAUGCAGUCGUAUGAGGACGCCAUGCGUGAUCUCUUUACCACAGCUUCCUAUCAGCUGACUACUAUUGACAAGCUGGCACACGCUUUGUACCGCCAGCUGGAGACGUUGAUGGAUCAUCCCAGCUCAGCGCUCUCGGGUGCUUUCUUGCGUAAUCUGGCUGGCGAGCGCUUCACGCUUGACGGCGAAUCAGCCAAUGAGUCCACACAGACGGACUAUUUGACCUAUGUUGUGCACACCUUGGGCGACUCUAACAAGACGCUGUACAAGACGUACCAUGCCGAUGGCAAGAUUUGCGUUGAAAUUAUCGACCUUGAGCCAGGGCCUGAUGGCACGACAACCACGGCCGGUGCCAAUUGGCUCAACUACAUCGAGAAAUACAUGGAUUUCAGCCAUUUAGACGAAGAUCUCCUCCGUCAGUCUGUCCACAAGCCUUUUCUCAACCGAAACAAACGCAAGGCGGGCUACGAACAGCAAGCUAACUGGGAGGAUCGCGUCGUUUUUGACAACAAGCUCGAGUGCCACUUCCGACUCAAUGCUUACAAAAUGUUUUUCGUCGUGCGAUCGGGCGAUCUGCUCUUCCGGCACCGCGAAAUCCCUCCCCAGUCUGAACGCCAGGCACCUCAAUCACGGGUGCGCAAGCACAACAAGUUUCGGGGUUGGAUUGGUUCGUGGCUUGAGAAACAUACCACACAAGCGGAGCGUGAAUCCUGCGACAACUUUUUGCGCGGCACCACCUCCAAGGUUGCGACGGAGAGCAGUAAGUGUUCUUACUUGUUCAAAGGUCACAAUUUGGGCAGGCCAUGA